Molecule: messenger RNA, 777 nt
Organism: Girardinichthys multiradiatus
Lineage: Eukaryota; Metazoa; Chordata; Actinopteri; Cyprinodontiformes; Goodeidae
Gene: lrrc3
Product: leucine rich repeat containing 3
Exons: 1
Coding region: 1-777 (258 amino acids)
Molecular function (GO): protein binding
Source: RefSeq, a predicted model, not a curated record
AUGCCCCGGGUAUCCCUCAUGUUCAAUGGCUUUGCCCUGUUGUGGGGCUUUCUCUCUGGGAUACUUUUAAAGAAUGCAUCCGUGAUGGCUUGUCCCUCAAGUUGUCAUUGCAUAGUGAAGAAUGGCUUGAUGGUGGUCCAAUGUAUGUCUCGCAACUUGGAAAAGAUCCCACCAGAUCUUCCCAGAGAUACAGUUGUUCUACUUUUGGCAGCCAAUCACAUCACGCACAUUCCCAACCACGCCUUCAGGGAGCUGCACUACCUUCAGGAGUUGGAUUUGUCUGACAAUGACAUUGAGGCGGUGGACAUGGGAGCGUUUCAGGGUAUUUCCGACAGCCUCCUCGUGCUGGAUUUAUCAAACAAUCACAUCCAAAGCGUCCCAAAAGAGGCGUUUGCCCGUCUCCGAGCAAAGAUUAGCCUCUCAAACAACCCGUGGCACUGCGAGUGCACGCUGCAGGAGGUCCUGAGGGAGCUGCGCCUGGACCCUGAAACGGUGAACGAAGUGAUCUGCCACACAGCGGUGCAGGAGGAGUACGCUGGGAAACCGGUCAUCCAGGUGCUGGACUCAGGGAUCAACUUCUGCAACUUUCACCACAAAACCACCGAUGUAGCCAUGUUUGUCACAAUGUUCGGAUGGUUCACCAUGGUGAUUGCUUACGUCAUCUACUAUGUGAGACACAAUCAGGAGGAUGCCAGGAGGCACCUGGAGUACCUCAAGUCACUGCCCAGCAACUCUCAGAUCAGCAAGGACUUUGACACAAUCAGUACGGUUCUUUAA